This is a messenger RNA of Rana temporaria (common frog), 1847 nucleotides long. It is a transcript of the gene NOTUM, whose product is annotated as notum, palmitoleoyl-protein carboxylesterase. Bases 146 to 1609 code for a protein of 487 amino acids. The transcript has 12 exons. NCBI's taxonomy places the organism in Eukaryota, Metazoa, Chordata, Amphibia, Anura, Ranidae. Gene Ontology annotation, molecular function: hydrolase activity. The record is from RefSeq and is a predicted model, not a curated record.
UGUUUCCUCAACUUUUGCAAGGAACUGGUUCAUCUGCACCUGUCCAUCCCUGUGAUUGACCUUGGACUCUUAUUACUGAAAGAGGAGUGCCUCGCUUCGGAGAUCAGUGACCUGCAAUCCACAAGGGUGCCACGGCGAGCCUGGCAUGGCCGGAGGUAUAUGUGUUACUCUGCUGCUCCUGCUCAGUGCCAUAACCGCAGGAAGCAGGAAAAGCUUGAGAAGGCGUGGGCAGCAGCUGGUACCCAGCAGCCGGGAGCGGACGGACGGGGGCGGGGAGAGCUUCCCAUUGGAUUUUACUGCCGUAGAAGGAAACAUGGACAAUUUCAUGGCUCAGAUCAAAAACCUGGCCCAGUCGCUGUACCCGUGUUCAGCCCAGCGGCUGGAUGAGGAGAUGAAGUUGAAUCUUUUGCACAACCAGUCCAUUACCUGCAAUGACGGGAGCCCAGCCGGUUACUACCUAAAAGAGUCCAAAGGGAGUCGGCGGUGGCUCGUCUUCUUGGAAGGUGGCUGGUAUUGCAUCAACCGGGAGAACUGUGACUUGCGCUAUGACACCAUGAGGAGACUCAUGAGCUCAAAAGGGUGGCCGGCCACGAAAACUGCUUCAGGGAUUUUGUCAACCCAGCCGGAGGAGAAUCCACAUUGGUGGAACGCCAAUAUGGUAUUCAUCCCCUAUUGUUCCAGCGAUGUCUGGAGCGGAGCCACUCCGAAAUCUGAGAAAAGUGAAUAUGCCUUUAUGGGGUCCCUCAUCAUACAGGAGGUGGUGAAGGAAUUGCUGGGGAAAGGUCUGGACACGGCUAAAGUUCUCUUAUUGGCUGGAAGCAGUGCUGGCGGUACCGGGGUCCUGCUGAAUGUGGAUCUGGUGGCGGAGCAGUUGGAGGAACUGGGCUAUCCUGGGAUCCAGGUUCGAGGCCUCUCAGACUCUGGAUGGUUCCUUGAUAACCAGCAAUACAAGAGGACGGACUGUACGGAUAUCAUCACUUGUGCCCCUACGGAAGCCAUUCAGCGAGGAAUAAGGUAUUGGAAUGGAGUCGUUCCGGAGAGGUGCAAGCAGCAGUUUAAAGAAGAAGAAUGGAACUGCUUCUUUGGCUAUAAGAUCUACCCGACCCUAAGAAGUCCAGUGUUCGUGGUCCAGUGGUUGUUUGAUGAGGCUCAGCUGACGGUGGACAACGUACAUCUGAGUGGGCAGCCGGUGCAAGAGAACCAAUGGAAUUAUAUCCAAAAUUUGGGUCGGGAGCUGAGGAACACUCUGAAGGAUGUUGGGGCGAGCUUCGCUCCGGCGUGUCUGGCUCAUGAGAUUAUUACACGGAGUCACUGGACAGAAGUUCAGGUUCGCGGUACCUCUCUCCCCCGCGCUCUGCACUGUUGGGACCGUAGCCUUCAAGAAAACAACAAGAACAGCAAGACUCCUUUAAAGGGUUGCCCCUACCACUUAAUGGACAGCUGCCCCUGGCCACAAUGUAACCCCACCUGCCCCUCCAUCCGGGACCACUACACGGGUCAAGAGAUGAGUGUGGUCCAGUUCCUCAUGCACCUUGGUUUUGAUGUUCAGAAAAUGGCCAGUCAGCAAGGCAUGGAGCCAAGCAAGCUGCUGGGAGUGCUGAGCAGCUAGUGACGGGGGCAAAAAGGCCAUUAUUCAGGAGGGGAGUGGGGCUUAUAUUUAUGGGAGGGGCUCUUUUAACUCAAACAGUGAAGGAGCAACUUAAAGGGCUGGUAAACCGACAUAACAAAACGCAAUGACCAAUAUCUCAAAUGUACGCAUAGGUGAACUCUCACAAACUGGCGGGUCUUUUACACAGCAUACAUGUGUAUUUGGGGUUUAUCUGUCCUUUUAAGGAAAGUUGGGGGGG